AUGACUUGCCUUACAGAUUUGGACUUCUCACGGAAUAUUGUACUUGGAAAUAAAAUACCCAAAUUCUUGGGGAAUCUUACCAACCUACAAACAUUAGAUCUGUCUGACAACAAUUUUAAUGAAACACUUCAAGAUCUCUUGGAAAGUCUGUCCGGUCAUUCGUUAAAGACUUUGGAUUUGAGUUGGAACCAACUUGGAGGGUCAAUUUUUGACGAUGGAAAAAAACUCCUGUCUUUGAGAGAGCUAAACCUCGACGAGAAUCUAUUAGAAGGUCCUCUUCCAAACUGUUUAAGUCGAUUUCCAAAUGUUGUUACUUUGGAAUUAAGCAGAAAUCAACUAACAGGAUCAUUGACUGAAAAUAUUGGCAAACUCCAAAAUCUAGAGAGGUUGGAUCUUUCUCAUAACUCUUUGUCUGGGGUUGUCUCUCAACUCCACUUCCAAAAGUUGUCCAAGUUGAAGCCAUUAGAUAUUUCCUAUCUAGACAUUUCCAAUUCUGGAAUUUCUGGUGCUAUUCCUCAUUGGUUUUCUGAUUUGACUUUCAAAAUGGUGUAUCUAAACCUAUCUUUCAACCUUAUGAAUAGCACCUUGCCAAACUUUCCAUUGAUGUCUGAUAAUUAUCGUUUAGUUGAUUUGAGUUCCAACCAAUUCCAUGGUCCUAUUCCAUCUUCUCUAUCCAAUGCAACAUAUUUGUAUCUUUCCGAUAACAAGUUCACUGGAUUACGGUCUUUCUUAUGUGACGUAAGAGAUGGAGCAACCGUACUUCUUGACCUUUCAAAUAAUCUGUUAUUUGGAAGCCUUCCUGAUUGUUGGUGGAAUUUGAAGUAUCUAACUGUUCUUAAUUUGGAAAACAAUGAAUUGUUUGGAGUGAUACCAAGAUCCCUUGGUUUGGUGCACCGCAUUGCCUUCUUGAAUCUGAGGCACAAUAAUUUUUCUGGAAGUUUGCCAUCGUCAUUGAAGAGUUGCACCCAACUGGGAGUUUUAGAUGUUGGAGAGAAUAAUUUGGUAGGGGAAAUACCCUCUUGGAUUGGGGAAAGAUUAAUAAACUUGGUUUUUCUGAGUUUAAAAUCAAAUAGAUUUUUUGGAAACAUACCAUCAAAUCUUUGCCAUCUCCAAUCCAUUCAAAUCUUGGAUCUUUCUAUGAACGACAUAUCCGGAUCCAUUCCUUCAUGCAUCGACAAUUUCACCUCUAUGGUUCAAAAACUCAAUCAGGAAGUUACAUCCAUUUCAAUCUUUGCAUCCAUUUCAAUCUAUGAUGGAGGCGAAGGUUAUGAAUCUAAUGCAAUGAUUGUGUGGAAAGGAGUAGAGUACGAAUACAAGAAGAUUCUUGGAUUAUUAAGAAUCAUUGACCUUUCAAGCAAUAGAUUGUUCGGAGAGAUUCCAAAAGAAUUUGUAAAUCUUGUGGAACUAGUUCAACUAAAUCUAUCAAGGAAUAAUUUGAGUGGAGUCAUCCCUGAGAAGAUUGGAAAGUUGAAUAAGCUCGAAUCAUUAGAUUUGUCCCACAAUAAGCUUUCUGGUAACAUUCCAGUGAGCUUGGCUGAAGUUUCUUUCCUUCAAUACUUGGAUUUUUCGGAUAAUCAACUGUCGGGAAGAAUCCCUACAAGCACGCAAUUGCAAAGUUUCAAUGCUUCUGUAUAUGCCGAGAACCUUGGACUAUGUGGAAAGCCUCUGGACAUUUUAUGCCCUGGAGAUGAAACUUUGAAUGGUACUCCUCCAAAUUCUGGUGGUGACGAUGAAAGCAAUGUUGAAGAUGGCGGAGAAUGGUUCGACAUGUCUUGGUUACGGAUGGGGAUUGGGGUUGGAUUUGCAGUUGGAUUCUGUGGAGUUUGUGGUAAUUUGUUGCUCAACGCUUCUUGGAGACUUGCUUAUUUUCGACUGUUGGAUAACUUUGGAGACUUUCUUUAUGUCAUAAUUGCUGUCAAAUGGGCCACAAUCAAGAGAAGGUUUUCCAAUUAA
This is a messenger RNA of Morus notabilis, 1953 nucleotides long. Its product is annotated as receptor-like protein EIX2. The transcript has 2 exons. The record is from RefSeq and is a predicted model, not a curated record. The coding region runs from base 1 to 1953 and encodes 650 amino acids. Gene Ontology annotation, molecular function: protein binding. NCBI's taxonomy places the organism in Eukaryota, Viridiplantae, Streptophyta, Magnoliopsida, Rosales, Moraceae.